UUUUGACAUGACAUGACCGAUUGACACUUGCUUGGUUGACAGCUAGUUAGCUACCUAGUCUAAUUGACAAUUGACAUUUGUGUUCUACUCUUGCUUUGCUGGAGUUGAGUUUGUAACAGGUUCGCGUUGACUGACCAGAGUCCGCGAAACACCAUCGCCCCACACCUAGUUAGAUAGCCGGGUGUGUCUGCUGAUUAUAUCAAUAUUUUCUUUAAAAGGAGGUGAACAGUGAAGAUGUCUCAAACUCUUACUUUUGGUGACUCAUGCGCUCCUAUUCCUUGUCAUGCAUGGAAUAAGGAUAGAACUCAGGUUGCAUUCUCCCCCAACAACAAUGAAGUUCAUAUUUACGAGAAAGAAGGUAAUGAUUGGAAGCAGACUAACAACCUCCGCGAACAUGACCUCAAGGUGAUGGGCAUAGACUGGGCUCCGAACACCAACCGCAUCGUCACCUGCUCUGUGGAUCGUAAUGCUUAUGUCUGGACCCAAGGCCCAGAUGGCAAGUGGACCACCACCCUUGUACUCUUGAGGAUAAACCGUGCUGCCACAUGUGUGAAAUGGUCCCCGAUGGAGAAUAAGUUUGCUGUUGGUUCCGGAGCUCGUUUGAUCUCCAUUUGCUAUUUUGAGAAGGAAAAUAACUGGUGGGUUUCCAAGCAUAUCAAGAAGCCCAUCCGUUCCACUGUCACUUCUCUUGAUUGGCAUCCUAAUAAUAUCCUUCUGGUUGCUGGCUCGGCUGACUUUAAGGUUAGAGUAUAUUCUGCUUACAUCAAGGAUAUUGAAGACCAACCAGGCCCUAAUGUUUGGGGAUCAAAGCUGCCUUUAGGACAGUUGUUGGCAGAGUUCCCGAAUUCGCCGUCUGGAGGUGGAUGGGUGCACAGUGUGUCAUUCUCUGCUGAUGGAAACAAAGUAGCCUGGGUCGGACAUGAUAGUUCCAUAAAUGUAGCUGACGCUACACAAGGGAAGGCUGUCAUUAAACUAAAGACUGAAUACUUGCCAUUUUUGGGUUGUCACUGGAUUACAAACAACUCAAUUGUGGUGGCAGGACAUAGUUGCAUUCCAUUGCUGUAUUGCUUUGAUGGGCAAGAGAUUAAGUUUGUGGCAAAAUUGGACAAUACCCAGAGGAAGGAGUCUGGAGGUCUCUCUGCCAUGAAAAAAUUCCAAUCGCUCGAUCGUCAAGCUCGUAUUGAAACUAACGAUACUUUCUUGGAUUCAAUCCAUCAGAAUGCUAUCACUCAUAUUUGUCUUUACAAAGGGACUAAAGCUAACAUGGACAAGUUUAGCACGUCCGGCUUAGAUGGACAACUUGUCAUUUGGGACAUAGAUGUUUUGAAAGCUAUGGAAGGUCUCAAGAUACAAUAAAAAGUAUUUCGCAUUUAUAAUCUUUAUUUAAGGAUAAUGUAAUAAUAUAGUGCGAGUUCUGAAGUCACUCUUGAAAGGAUAACACGGAAAGCUGUGGAAAUGAAAACAUUGCAAUCACAGUCUGAUCAGUCUAGCUAGAAAACAAGAGAACAGGCGAGUGAGUUCGGGUCGCAGCUUGUAGCGGCGCGUGGCGCGGAGCGUUACAUGAACAUUGUAAUUCCUCUUUCAUUGGAAUAUUCAUACGCGAGUUCUUGAGUGUAAUAAGCGCCAUCUUUGAGUGAAUCAACAAACGCUAACGCUCUACACAACGCCCGCGUGUCAAUAAACGAAGCCAAACAGUAAAAACUUCAAAUAUACAGUAUAAACUAUAAAUUUAUAGAUACAACUUCUAUGUUUUUUAUUAUAAUACAAUUAUAAUUUUUAACCAAUGAUAAUAAAAUAAUAAUUUAUAUAAAUUACGACGAACUACCCUAUUUAUAAUAGAUCACUUUUAAUACUACUGAAGUACUGAUUGCUGUCAAUAUUACAUUAAAAUUUAAGGAAUCAACGAAA
Messenger RNA from Plodia interpunctella (Indianmeal moth), 1908 nucleotides. It is a transcript of the gene Arpc1, whose product is annotated as Actin-related protein 2/3 complex, subunit 1. The coding region runs from base 235 to 1356 and encodes 373 amino acids. The transcript has 4 exons. Gene Ontology annotation, biological process: Arp2/3 complex-mediated actin nucleation. Gene Ontology annotation, cellular component: Arp2/3 protein complex; actin cytoskeleton. Gene Ontology annotation, molecular function: actin filament binding. The record is from RefSeq and is a predicted model, not a curated record. Lineage: Eukaryota; Metazoa; Arthropoda; Insecta; Lepidoptera; Pyralidae.